AUGUCGUUCCCGUCGAUUCCUGUGCCCAACGAUUUUAACAACGUCCUGUACAAGCCCCUCGCUGAGGCUGACCCUGAGGUGCAGCAGAUCAUCGACAAUGAGACAUACCGUCAAUUCACCGGUCUCGAGCUCAUUGCCUCGGAGAACUUGACGUCCCUCGCCACGAUGGAGGCUAACGGUUCGAUCCUCACGAACAAGUAUUCAGAGGGUCUGCCCGGCGCUCGUUACUACGGUGGUAACGAGUACAUCGACCAGCUCGAGGAACUUUGCCGGAAGCGUGCGCUUGAGGCGUUUGAUCUCGACCCGAAAGUGUGGGGCGUCAACGUCCAGCCCUACUCGGGCUCGACGGCCAACUUUGCUGCCUUCACGGCAUUGAUCCAGCCCCACGACCGCAUCAUGGGUCUUGGCCUGCCUGAUGGUGGCCACCUGACGCAUGGUUACUACACUGCGAAGAAGAGGAUCACUGCUUCGUCCAUUUACUUCGAGUCGUUCCCUUACCAAGUGAAGCGCGACGACGGCUACAUUGACUACGAGCGUCUUCGUAUUAACGCUAACCUGUACAAGCCUCGUUUGCUCGUGUGCGGUGGCUCUGCUUACCCCCGUGACUGGGAAUACGCCACCCUGCAUGAGAUCGCCAAGGAGCACGGUGCUUACUUGCUGUGCGACAUGGCCCACAUCUCUGGUCUUGUUGCUGGCAAGGAGCAGAACAGUCCGUUUGAGUACUGUGAUGUUGUCACGACGACGACGCACAAGACGCUGCGUGGCCCGCGUGCCGGCCUCAUUUUCUUCCGCAAGGACCGCGAGGCUGAUCUGGAGGCCCGCGUAAACGCUGCUGUUUUCCCUGCAUGCCAGGGUGGCCCCCACAACAACACUAUUGCCGGCAUUGCCGUGGCCCUCAAGCAGGCCGCCGACCCUGCGUUCAAGCAAUACGCCAAGCAGGUGCGUGCUAACUCGCAAGCUAUUGCCAAGAAGCUCGUGUCGUACGGCUACCGCCUCCAGACCGAGGGCACGGACAACCAUCUCGUGCUCUGGGACCUGCGUCCAAUUGGCCUCACCGGUUCGAAGAUCGAAAAGCUUUGUGACCUUGUGCACAUUACGCUCAACAAGAACGCUGUCGCCGGCGACACGUCGGCUGUGGUCCCGGGUGGUAUCCGUAUUGGCACCAACGCCCUCACGUCGCGUAGCAUGACCGAGAAGGACAUGGAGACGAUCGGUGAGUUCCUGCACCGUGUCGUUGAAAUCGCACAGACGCUUCAAAAGGAGGCUGGCUCUAAGCUUCUUAAGGAUUUCAUCGCCAAGGCCUCGUCAGGCGAAGGCGAGGGCCGCAAGCAGCUCCUAAAGCUCGCUGAUGACGUCAAGGCUUUCGCGACCAGCUUCCCUCUUCCUGGUGUGCCGGACACGAGCGUCAUUAAGCAGCCCGCUGGCGCCCACUAA
This is a messenger RNA of Malassezia restricta, 1434 nucleotides long. Its product is annotated as glycine hydroxymethyltransferase. The coding region runs from base 1 to 1434 and encodes 477 amino acids. The transcript is spliced from 2 exons. Gene Ontology annotation, cellular component: cytoplasm. Gene Ontology annotation, biological process: tetrahydrofolate interconversion; folic acid metabolic process; L-serine catabolic process. Gene Ontology annotation, molecular function: serine binding; glycine hydroxymethyltransferase activity; cobalt ion binding. Lineage: Eukaryota; Fungi; Basidiomycota; Malasseziomycetes; Malasseziales; Malasseziaceae. The record is from RefSeq and is a predicted model, not a curated record.